CCUUCCUCCCGCCUCUCCUCCUCCUCCUCCUUCCCCUCCUCCUCCCCCUCCCCCGCUCCUCCUGGGCCCCGGGAAGAGGCAGGGCUGGAGCCCUGAGCAGCCGCCGCUCCUCCUCCUGGCAGGCUGGCUGAUGAGUCAGCUGACGGCGGCGCUCCAGCCUUGCCUCGCGGCGCUGCGCUCUCCGCGCUCCCCCAAAGUGGCUGCGAGCCGGCCGCCCACUUUCAGGGUUUGGGGGACAGACAAAGUGAUGUGCGCCUUCUAAAGCCGCGCCGAGCCUCAGCCGGAGCAGCUUCGCCGUUUCAACUUUCUCCUCCCACGUCUUCUGCUGACCCUGCCCUUAACCCGCCCCAAAGCCACUUCGGGUGCGGGCGCUUGGGUGAGGGGGGUUACCGGCCGUCCGGGAUGGCUUCCAAUUUUAAUGACAUAGUGAAACAAGGGUACGUGAGGAUCCGGAGCAGACGCCUAGGGAUAUAUCAGCGAUGCUGGCUAGUAUUCAAGAAAGCUUCAAGCAAAGGUCCAAAAAGACUGGAGAAAUUUUCCGAUGAACGUGCUGCAUAUUUUAGGUGUUAUCAUAAGGUUACAGAGCUCAACAAUGUGAAGAACGUAGCUCGGUUGCCGAAGAGCACCAAGAAACACGCCAUAGGGAUUUAUUUCAAUGAUGACACCUCCAAGACAUUUGCCUGUGAAUCAGAUCUGGAGGCCGAUGAAUGGUGCAAAGUACUCCAGAUGGAGUGUGUGGGCACACGGAUCAAUGACAUCAGCCUCGGAGAGCCUGACUUAUUGGCUACUGGGGUUGAGAGAGAACAGAGUGAGAGAUUCAAUGUGUAUUUGAUGCCAUCCCCUAACUUAGAUGUACAUGGCGAAUGUGCCUUGCAGAUUACGUAUGAGCACAUCUGUCUUUGGGACGUCCAGAAUCCCAGAGUCAAACUCAUCUCUUGGCCGCUAAGUGCCCUGCGGCGGUACGGGCGAGAUGCUGCUUGGUUCACUUUUGAGGCAGGGAGGUGA
Molecule: messenger RNA, 1005 nt
Organism: Ailuropoda melanoleuca (giant panda)
Lineage: Eukaryota; Metazoa; Chordata; Mammalia; Carnivora; Ursidae
Gene: DOK5
Product: docking protein 5
Exons: 5
Coding region: 403-1005 (200 amino acids)
Biological process (GO): cell surface receptor protein tyrosine kinase signaling pathway
Cellular component (GO): cytoplasm
Source: RefSeq, a predicted model, not a curated record